GUAGAUUGUGUCAUCUCUAAUUGUCUUAUAAAACAGAGAUGAGAGGAAGAAGAAGAGACGACGGCACCAGUCUGCGUUCGGCGCUGUCGUCACCGGUCUCGAACUCAGAGGGAGCAUGGCGGUGCUAAAUAGCGAGGGUGCUUUCUGAAACGGCGACGGAGAGAGGAGGCGUGAAGAGCUCGAGGUGGUGAUGAGUUAUUUCAAAUCAAAACCCUCACAUCAUUUCAUGGCUUCCAUGUGAACUGUUAAACAGAGAGGUUGAAAGAGAAGAUUGAGGAAACGUUUGGGUGUGAGUUUGAGCUCUUCAUUGAGGUCACAGGCCUGAUUAGCUGGUGUAGAGGAGCUAGAAUUGGGUGGCACAGUGAUGAUAACAGACUAUAUCUCAAACAAAGAGACUUUUCUGUUCGUCUUCACUCGUUUCUAUGCGUCGUUCUUGAAUUGAGGUUUUAUGUAAAUGACUUGGUUUUUUACUUUGGUUUGAAGGUAGUUUGUUACUUGAUUAGUUACGCUAAAAACUUUAAAAGUGGCCUUUUUCGUUUUCAUAGUGGAGAACCAGCAACUGUAGCUCCCUCUGCUGGAGUAAGUGUGUGUUCUUUUUCAGUUGGAUCAGUGGUUGAAUACUGACACUAGUAGAAAAACUGUCCACAGCUAUGAAAUUGCUACGAAAAUUUCGUAGCUAAAAUGCAGAAGCUAUAAAAUUGCUACGUUUUGCAACGAAAUACAAAUCGUAGCCUAGCGUGUCAGUUUUCGUAGCAAAACUUGUUACGAUUUAGCUACGAAACAGAACGUAGCUAAAAAAGCUACGAAAAUGAUACAAAAUAAACGUAGGUACAUUGCUACGAAUAUAAUUAUGGCAAUUCGUAGCAUAUUUGGCUACGUUUUGCUACGAAAUAUUCUGUGGCUAAUCCAAAAAUAUCUUAUUGCAUUAAAUUUGCUACGAAAUGUUUCUUAACUAUUUUAUAAUACCCACAAAAUGCUACAAUUUGCAACGAUUUUUUUGUAACUAUUUAAAACCCUAAACAUCUUUUUAACCCUAAACCCUAAUUUUUUUUUUUUGAAACUCUGUUUUUCAUAAUUAAAAUUUGAAUCUUCAAUUAUAAAGUUAAAAUUUAAUAUUUUUUAAAAAGGUUUAAUUAUUUUCAAAAUUUAACUUCAAAUCAUAAAUCUAAACCCCAAAUAUUAUACUCCAAACUCUAAACCUAACCCCUAUAUCCCAAAUCACAAUUCUUAACAUCAAAUCUUUUAUUUAAAUCUUAAAACACUUAAUCUUAAAUAUAAAGCACAAAUCUAAUACUUUCAAAAUUCACUUUCAAAAUGCAUAAAGACAUGAUUGUCAUGUCUUUAUGCAAAGACUACUUCCCUUUGCAUUUGCGGAGCUACUUCCAACAAAAGUACAUGAAGUACUUGCAGCCAUUGGAGCAAUUUUCAGGGAUUUGAGCACUCGCACUCUUAAAGAGGAUGUCGUAGAACAACUUCACGAGAACAUUCCGAUCUUAUUGUACAACUUGGAAAUGAUAUUUCCUCCCUCAUUUUUUGACGUCAUGGAGCAUUUAGCUGUCCACCUCCCGUAUGAGGCAUUGCUUCGAGGACCAGUACAUUAUGGAUGGAUGUAUCAGUAUGUGCGGGCCAUGAAAUAUUUGAAGGGAAAGGCAAAAAACCUCGCAAAGGUUGAAGGUUCUAUAAUUGCUGGAAGUUUGACGAAAGAAACAUCUCACUUCACAUCGUACUACUUUGCACCUAAUGUACGGACCCGACAAAGAGCUCCAAGAAGAUAUGAUGAUGGUGGUGUUGCCCCAACAUAUGCAGUUGCUGGUGUUCCGGAUAUCUUUAGCCAGAUUGGACGAAUGGGUGGGAAAACGAAAGAGGUUUGGUGGUCGAGUGAUGAAGACGCCCAUAGUGCACACACUUACAUUCUACUUAAUUGUGAGGAUCCAUUUAUGCGCUAUUUUGAAAGCCUAUUUGUUAGUCAAGUCCAAGAAGCAAUCCCAGGUAUAUCUACAAGUGAGGUAGAUAAAAGGAAAGAUCGACACUUUAUUAAAUGGUUGAAGAGUCAUGUUGAAUAUGAGGAUCCAGAUUACUCCAUAUGGUUUCACGAAUUAGUUCAGGGUCCACUUGCAAAGGUCACCACAUCACCAAUGUAUUUCUCACGAGGCUUUACUUUUCAUACGUACGAGUAUGGUAAACACCGGGCGACCAGCAAUUAUGGAAUUUGUGUGAAAGGAGAAACCGAUUUCUACGGGAUCUUGCAGGAGAUUAUUGAAGUGGAAUUCCCUGGGUUAUUGAAGCUGAAAUGCGUCAUAUUCAAAUGUGACUGGUUCGACCCCGUGGUCAACAGAGGUGUUCGAUUUAACAAAUUCGGUGUAGUUGCUGUCAAUGGUGGACGGAGGUACAACAAAUUCGAGCCUUUCAUAUUAGCUUCGCAAGCAGACCAAGUUAGCUUCCUACCAUACCCGAGGUUGCGAGAAUCUGGAAUAAGUUGGUUAGCCGUUAUCAAAGUUACACCCCGUGGACGAAUAAUCGUUGGAGAAGAACAACCAUUGCAAGAAGAACACAUCAAUGAAGUCGAAGAACCUGAACAACAAAUGGAAGACAUCCUACUCAUUGAUCCGCAUAAUCAUGAGUAUGAAGAUCUCCCCGACGAUACCACUGACGAUGCUGUUGAAGACGAGUUUAAUGAAAGUGAUGAUGUUUCUAGUGUUGAAGAGAAUGAUGAUGUAUCUGAAUGAUGAUGUAAUUUUUUAAAAAUAUUAUUUAUUUUCAUACUUAA
Raphanus sativus (radish) is the source of this 2767-nucleotide messenger RNA. RefSeq lists its product as uncharacterized. Lineage: Eukaryota; Viridiplantae; Streptophyta; Magnoliopsida; Brassicales; Brassicaceae. Bases 1344 to 2726 code for a protein of 460 amino acids. The record is from RefSeq and is a predicted model, not a curated record. The transcript is spliced from 6 exons.